Nomia melanderi (Alkali bee) is the source of this 6729-nucleotide messenger RNA. The record is from RefSeq and is a predicted model, not a curated record. Lineage: Eukaryota; Metazoa; Arthropoda; Insecta; Hymenoptera; Halictidae.
AGAAUGCAUUGAGGAGUCGGCCGGUCCAGGAGUAUCGAGAUGUCCGCCGUAACCAGCCCGUAUGGCCCUACGGAGAUGCUUUCCGACUCGGUGUACAACUACGCGACGACCCGGCGGGGGACCGCCGACCAGGACAGCGACUCCCAGUACGAGGCGCAGGCCCAGCUGCAGAUCACCAGUAUCCAGAAACCGCGGAACAAGCGGAAGAACUUCAAACCGAUAAGCAGUCGUAUGGUAGAGGUGUCCGAUGACUCGGAGAAGGAGGACGAGGAGCUGGAAACGAUGGAGGAGAGCUCCAGCGAGAUCCUCGAGUACGAGAGAAAGACGAUGCUGUUGCCGGCCGAGGACAGGUCCAAGCAGAGGCUGAACAACAACGAGGUCAGCCCGAUGGACCUGUCCGUCGCGACCAGGCCACCUUCGUCGGAGGCUGACGAUGACAGCGGCGACUCGCUUAGGCAUAAGUUCAUCCUGGAGCAGCUGAGGUCGCAGAAGCUCUACUCACCUGGCACUGAGGCGAGGAGUCCAAACUCGGACUCGUCGGAAAAGAGCGACAGCGGUGUACUGGAUACCGAGUCAGCCCGAUUAGAUGACACGCCGUUCGAGGAUGAUCGGGGACAGGACGCGGACGGCGAGGCCGACUGCGAGGAGAGGAAGCCCUUCGAGGGCAUGAGGGAGUACGCGGAGUCGACUAUGCAAGAGCUGCUGGCGAUCUACGGACUGGCGGGUGGAGAGUUGGCCAAGUCAGUCAGCAGACAGCUACCGCCGACCUUCCUGAACCCUGCGACUGGCCAACAGCCACACGGGAAGGUGAAAGUGAAAGAAGAAAAGGAUGCUUCAUCGAUGGCGCCAGGAAGCCCUCCUACGCCGCCACACACCCCUCAGAGUCCGCCCCGACAUAAUCCACCUCCCAGCAACCUGUCUCAGUCCUGUCAGACGUCAAAUGCGAACUCGCCCAGUCUCCAGCAGCAACAACACCAACAGCAACAGCACCAAGACCAACAACACCAACAGCAGCAACAGCAACAACAACAGCAGCAGCAGCAACAACAACAACACCAACAGCAACACCAACAACAACAAUCCCUUCACGCGAUGGCAAACUCGCCUCUCGGGCAAAUUCUGGUGCAGAAUCCAGCAUUGGCUCAGCUGCUGCAACAAAACCCAGCGAUCCUCUCGCAGAACCCGCAACUGGCGCAACUGUUGCAGCAGAAUCUUCAGGUUCAGAUGGGCAGCGUCCUCUUGCAGAACGUCAGGAGGGAGGAACCUGAAGAGCCGAGGGUACCGCCGACAAUAGCGAGCCUGGCGGCGAUGAAGGUGGAGGCAGCUGACCCGAAGGUUUCCGCCCUGCUGAGACAAAGCAUGUCUCCUGUGGCGGAUACCUUGAUCGGUAGCUCGAAAAGCUCGGUGUCCCAGCCUAUAAUCGAUUACUCGCGAUACGUGAGGCGGUACACGUCCGGGCAAGAGUGCGGCAGCUCGUACUGCAAGGAGCUCGGCUGCCGAGAGCAUUUUCACUGUCUGGACUGCAGUGGUAGGGUGUUCGUGAAGAAAGAGGAGAUGAUCAGGCAUUUCAAGUGGCACAAAAAGAGGGACGAAUCUUUGCAGCACGGUUUCAUGAGGUACUCGCCGACGGACGACUGCUCGGAGAGGCAUCCGGGCCGCGCGUGUCCCCACAAUCGCAAACAGACCCACUACCACUGCAUCCACGAGAACUGCGACAAGGUUUACAUAUCCACGUCGGACGUGCAGAUGCACGCGAACUACCAUCGCAAGGAUUCCGCGAUCAUACAGGAGGGUUUCCAACGGUUCCGCGCCACCGAGAGCUGCGCUACCGAUCACUGCACCUUCGUCGGCCAGAGGACCACGCACUUCCACUGCCGGCGACCCGGAUGUAGGUUCACGUUCAAGAACAAGGCUGACAUGGACAAGCACAAAUCCUACCACAUCAAAGACGAGCAGCUCUCCCGCGACGGUUUCAAGAAGUUCAUGAAGUCUGAAGCGUGUACGUUCGAGCAGUGCCGUUUCUCCCGCGUCUGCAACCACAUCCACUGCAUACGACCCCACUGCAGCUACGUCCUCCAUUCAUCCGGCCAGCUCUUCUCCCACAAACGGAAACACGAGCGCCACGAGUCCGAGCUAGCCUACCGAAAAUACAAGCAGAUCAGCUCGGUGUCCGGCGUUAGACCCCCUGGUUCCUGGCCACCUGAUGAUCUCAGUGGACAGAGUCUCUCUUUGAGCCUGAACGGAGAGAGUUCGAACGAGGAUAGAGGAUCGCCAUCGUACUACUCUUUAGACGACUCCUUCCAAAGUGGCAGCGACCUGGCGAUGGAUCUUACCGCGCCGACGACUACUACGGUCUCUGCUAGUGGAAGCUCCACGAUGACCAUCGAUUCCCAGCAUCAGCAGCAACAGCAGGGUCAAUUGACGGCGACAGAGCUAGCGUACCUAGUGCCAGGUAGCUCGGAAUGCCCCUGCCACCUAGGCAGGGAGCAUCAUCAUUGCGGACUCGACCGUUGCGGCGCUGCGCUGAGGGAUCCUCGCGAGGUCAGGGAACAUUUGAGGGAACACGAGACUCAGGAACGCAUCACCGACGCUUUCUUCGAAGAAGGUGGCUGCGAUGACAGUUGUCCUUACGCUGAUAAAGAGAAGCACUAUCACUGCAACUGGGAGAACUGUCGAGAGGUGAUCCUCUCUACUGAUAAGCCGUUCCGCAGGCUUCAACAUUACAAGAUCCACGAGUACAGCAGGCAACUGAACCUAUCAUGCUCCUCUCACGCUCUUUCUUCUGACGUGACGUUGACCCACUUGACGAACAUCGACGCUAUGUUCAGGCGGAAACGAGGCAGACCCCCUAAAAACAGGGUCAUCGAAAUUUGGUCUGGCGGCGAUCCAACUACUCAUACUCACGACUCGCCGCAAGCUAUCUUCACCAGCUUCAAGCUACCUAAACCGCAGACCCCCAGUCUGACAGUGAACCCUUUGACAGAGGAUCGCGAAGGGAGCAUCUCUCCCUCAAACAGCCUCGGCGAACCGGAAGGAUUCUCCACGUAUAAUCCCGACGGAUGUCCGGAUCCGGCUUGCGUCCUAAGGUCCACGAGACACCAUCACUGCUCUCAGGCCAGGUGUCACUUCUCCACUGACAGGCCUGACCAACUGUUGAUGCACAGCAAGGACUUCCAUGACAAUGUAGAUAUACCGGCUGGAUUCGCGUUCUUCGAUAAAAUGGUGGACUGCCGGCUGCCUGGGUGUCACAGUAACCGCGUGAACCGGCAUUUUCACUGCACCAGGCCCAACUGUGGAUACUCCUUUGUUAGAUACUCGACAAUGGCGUUGCACGAAAAGCAACACACCGGGCACAACGACUCUGCCGGUCAGGAAUCGGUUCACGACAGUCACCACCAGAUUCAGUCGGUCGUGCAGGAGGCCAAGCCUAGGAUUCAGGUGAAGAAUCCGGCGGAGCUGAUCGAGAAGCCGGACGAGUGCUUGACCGCCGCGGAUCUGGAGAACAGAUCUAUGAUGGAGGAGAAGGAGGUGGAGAUCCCCAGUCCCGAUGCCAACAAGACGACCGUGGUGAGGGCGGCAGGCACCUAUUAUCCGGUCAGUGGACCGCCGAGUGAACCUGCACUUCCGGGCGUCGUGCUAUCCAUGCGAACUUCCGUGCAUCAAGAAUCACCGGUUCUCCCAUCGACCAGCUCAGCCUCGCCUCACACGCUGUACGGUCCGGAGCAGAGCUGCAGCAGACCGUUCUGCAAGCUGAAACGGAAGAACCACUACCACUGCAACGCGUGCAACCAGGCGUUCUCCGAGCUGGACCGGCUGGUAGCGCACAUAGCGAAGCAUUCGACGGGCGCGAUCCUCAGCCAGCAGCAGCACGACCUGGCGAACCAAGUGCCCAAUCAGCUGCAACACGAGUACCUGGCGCAGCUGUCCCAGAAGCACGAGUUCAUGGCGCAGAACGCUCAGAUGGCGCAGAACAUUCAGAACUUCCAGAACCAGAUGCAGCGUCAGAUGCAGCAGACGCUGGGUCAGAUGAACCAGCAGAGCCAGGUGAAGGACGUGAAGAUGGAGCCGGCGAGAAGCGGAGCUGACGUCGGCGUGCAGAAUGUGCCCAGCGUGAAGAGAGAGCCGAAUGAGAUCACCAGAGACGAGGGGAACAAUUCAGUGAUGGACGCCAACGAGAACGGACAAUUGUCCCAGCCAAGCGUGCCUCCUAACGUCCAACAGUCUCCUGUCCCUACAAGCUUCGAGCUGGACCUCAGCCAUGGAUUCCACUUUCCCAGUCCCGCCGUGAUGGCCGCCAUGAACCAACAGAUCGCUCUCAUGAACCAAGCUCUGCCGCCGUUCCUUCAACACGGUGGCAUGUAUACCGGAGCACCAGGGCUGAUGUUUGCUCCCGGUCUACCUCCGGCUAACUUCCUACCUCCUGCCAGGGACGAGAAUCCUCUAGCCUCGCUGGCUGCGAACCUUAACCUCAAUAAGAGGUCCCUGUCUCCGCCUGACAGCAAUUCCCCGGAGGCCAAGAAACAGAGGCUGCAUCACUCGAUGAGGAUGCUGAAGGAUGAACCGGUGCCCGAAGGAUACGUCAGGUUCCGCUUCAACGAAGACUGCAGGUACCCCCAUUGCGGCUACAGGGAGCACCAAACGCACUUCCACUGCAUGCGCCAGGACUGCGGCUACUCGUUCUGCGACAAAACCCGCUUCGUGCAACACACCGCUCGCCACGAACGACUGGACACCCUGAUGGGCGGCGACUUCCAGCAGUACAGGGCGAACGUACCUUGCGGCAGAGCGCAGUGCGCGUACACGUCUUCGCUGGGCUCGAUGCAGAACAAGGCUUCUCACUUCCACUGUCUGAAGUGCGACUUCGUGUGCACGGACACUAACAAGGUGGUCGCUCACCGGCGUCAGCACGCGAAGCUGGACAGCAUAGCGGCAGCAGGCUUCCAGAAGUUCACCCCCAGCCAGCCGUGCGGCGGCGUGCAGUGCCAGCACUCCGGUAAACAGACCCACUACCACUGCCUGCAGUGUCAGUACGCGGUGCUGGGCCUGGCGCAGAUGUCCGCUCACAAGUACAGACACAUGGACCCAUAACGACGUCCAGCUGGGCGGCUAUUCGCUGGAGGAGGCUCAAGAAAGACGGUUGUCUUGGUCCCCGUAGACAUUCCCCGAAGAGUGCAUGCGUGCCCUUGAACGAUUGGGGAUGAAGAAUAUCGACGGGGUUUCGGUUGCAUGGGAUCAGCUGGGAUCCUGCGAGUCCUGAGCACCGGAAUCGAUGAAAAAGACAAUGCUCGCUCUCCCUGUAGACAUUCCCCUGCGGCGACGCUAUGUAAUCAACUCUUAUGGUUCUACAACGUGCCGGAUAACUAAGGGCAACCCGACCUAGUCAUUGAGAAGCUAGGAUGGACUCCGAUUGCCUAGUUUCGGGGGAGACGACACCGUGCGUCGGUUAAGCAGGUCUCUGCUCGAUGACUCUUCGUACUUACGAGGAUAUUUAUUUUAACAGCGGCCGGUAACCGACCUGCGAGUCCCGUCGUUACUUAGCAUCAGUAGCUAUCGUACCGACGGGACAACGGAACGGUUGAACCUGCUCGUUAAGGGCUGCAACGUUUGAAUGACACGCUCGUGGUUGAUAUUGAGGAAAGACUUUUUCGAUUCCUUUCGAAUUAUCUCGCGACGAUGUUCCAGCGUGAUGAUGGAGGUGUUCAAUGUUCAAUGGAACCUGGUACAGAACCGUAGACAAUAAACACGGACGAUGAGUCUACCGUUAUAGCUUUAGCGCGAUGAAAAAAGACAAACUUGUAAUAUUUAAUAGCAAAAGACCUUGUACAUUUUUUUUUCUUUUGUUUCUUCUACUUCUUUUUUGUUUUUUCUUUCUUUCUUUCUUUCUCUUUUUUUUUAGUAUCGUGUACCCUCCGCGUGGUGCAGCGGCGACUUAGGUCCUAGAGUAGAUAGUUAAUAUAUAUACAUAUGCAAUGAGAAGAAGAGAAAGAAAAUCCUUGAAGGAUCCAGCGGAAAGAUCGACGAGACUUUUUGUUCGAACGACUGACGUGGCUCGCUUGGUGAUGAACUGCCGAGGGCCAAGGUUCGGAGUGUACCGGCGAGCCGAGAAGGACAUUGUGCUUCAAAAUGGCGUCGUGUCUAGUCCAUCGCACCAUCGGUGAUUUCAGGCGCAACUGAGAAUUGCCUGUUAAUCGGCCAAUCAAUUAUACUCCACUGUUGGUCGAUCGAAAACGGAAACAGGACAGAAUCAAUCAACGACGGUGCAAUGAUCUUUCUACCAUCGGCAAUCACUAAACUCUCUUAUCGUCGACGGCGAAACGUUGCUGUACAGUUUCGUCGAUCUCGUGUACGACGCAGGAAAGAAACAUUCGACCACCCUGGUCUCUUGUAACGAUUCUAUUGAGAAACGCAAGAAACGCAUCACCGAUGAACAGAGAAAUUGCUUCGAGCCGCGUCACAAUGAAACUAAGAAUACAAAUAGAAAUCUGUCUAAUGCAAUUUAUCGAUUGCCCGUGAAACGACUCGAGAAACUAGGGUAAGAGUGUUUUCUUUCCAGUUGUCGCGUGUUUUUCGAGAAAGAGGGUCAAUCGAAUCGUACUAAAGAUUAUACGCUUCUUCGGGGAUACGUGCCGCGGCCGGGAGGGUACCCGUUCACGUUAAUCGUAUUUACGAACAGUAUUGCUAAACCGAGAGUUAAUAAAAAGACUGCCAGCCGGAGACGAGACCAGAGCA